GAAAUGUUCUCGGAACGUAUUUGUUAACCAACAAAUCAACCGAUCCCAGGAGUCUACCUGUGACAAUCAAGUUGGACAUGGCCGCUAUGUGAGACAUCAUCCACAAUGGGGAGCUUUUCUUCUACAUCUACACCUGAUAUACGCUUUGAUAGCAAUCAUCCAUUUCCCCAGCGAUUCGAAAUCAUUAAAUUUCUGGGAGAAGGCGGCUCUGCAGUCGUGCUCAAAUGCUUUGACACCUUCACACACCAAGAUGUUGCCGUGAAGUUUGCCAAAGGAAAAUACAAAUUGAAGCACGAGGCAGAGAUGAUGAAAUAUCUCAUGAAACACAAGUUGGACCAGCAGAAUGUUAUAAAGUUUCACCACAGCUUCAGCUCAAACUCCUGUCUGGUGUUUGAAAUGUGUGACAUCAAUCUAAAGGACUACAUUAAACAAAGACACCCACUGAAAAUGCAAGAGAUUAGAACAGUUAUCCAGCAGUUGGCCACAGCUUUAGAGGGACUGAAGAAAGUUAAAGUCAUCCACAGUGACAUCAAAACAAACAACAUUAUGGUGGUGAAUCAAAAGAUAAAACCGUUGCAGGUCAAGCUGAUUGACUUUGGCUUGGCUCUCCACAGCAACCAAACUAGUCAACCCAUCAAUCAAUGUCUUUUUUACAAAGCUCCUGAACUCAUUCUCGGGCUCCCAUACUCUACAGCUUUGGACAUCUGGUCACUGGGGUGUGUAAUGGGAAAGAUGCUUUUAAACUGUGUACUUUUCCCGGGGACUAGUGAUUAUGAAAAUCUGUGCUACUUCACUGAUGUUCUGGGACCAGCACCAGACUAUCUUGUUGACGCCUGCAACAAAUCAAAAGGGUUUUUUAAAAAGUCAAACUCUAACCAGUGGAUACUGAAGACAAAUCCUUUUACAGUCACCUGUGGAAUACUGGGGAGAGGAACACCAUAAACACAAAAGGUGCUUCAACUUUCGUUUUUUGCAUCAAGCUAAAAUGAGUCACCUAAAGUAUGAAAAACUGGCUGCAACAGAGGAGAGGAAGGAAUGCAUAGCGCUGAUUAAGGCAAUGCUUCAGUGGGAUGCAAAGGAGAGGAUUACUCCCAAAGGCAUCCUGAGACAUUCCUUUAUUGUCAGGAAAAGCGACAGUCCUUGCAGCCCUCUCCCUGAAUCUAACACUGCAUUCAAGCAGGAACCUUGCGCCAGCCAGGUCACGGCUCAUCCUAAAAUCGCAAGUCAAAAUAUGAAAGAUGUCAAAGUAAAGAGAAGAACAUACGACAUUUCACAGCAGUCAAAAGAUUUAGACAAGAAACUGCCUCCACGGCCAAGCAUAAACCAGCCAUCUUGUGAACAGUUGAGCAAACCUUCACCUGUAGAAAACAGACUUCUCUCACAGAAGAUAGAUGGUAAGAGACCUGCAGCGAGCACAACUUUGGAGUCUACCAUCAAACAGGAAGAGCCGGACCCUUCUUCUAUUGUUGAAUCUACCAUAACUAGGGAAACCUGCAGCCAGCUCACUCAUCCUCAGAGCAAAUCAAAACAGAAGAAUUUUUUUGAGAACAUAUGUCUUUGUUGGAGACAUGGCUAAAAGCUAAUACUGGUUGCUAUUUAAAAUGUGUGUGGUGAUAUUAAAAAGCUUAACUGAAAACAA
This is a messenger RNA of Xiphophorus couchianus (Monterrey platyfish), 1639 nucleotides long. RefSeq names its product homeodomain-interacting protein kinase 2-like. The record is from RefSeq and is a predicted model, not a curated record. Gene Ontology annotation, molecular function: ATP binding; protein tyrosine kinase activity; protein serine/threonine kinase activity. NCBI's taxonomy places the organism in Eukaryota, Metazoa, Chordata, Actinopteri, Cyprinodontiformes, Poeciliidae. The transcript is spliced from 9 exons. Gene Ontology annotation, cellular component: cytoplasm; nucleus. Bases 106 to 942 code for a protein of 278 amino acids. Gene Ontology annotation, biological process: peptidyl-threonine phosphorylation; peptidyl-serine phosphorylation.